AUGGAGACUUCAUCAGACAAGGUCAUCAUCAACAACCCGGCAGACAUCAUCAUCAUCGUCGUAUAUUUCAUCGUGGUCAUCGGUGUCGGCAUUUGGUCCAUGACUCGGACCAAUCGUGGGACAGUUGGAGGAUAUUUCCUGGCAGGGCGGACCAUGACCUGGUGGCCGGUUGGUGCAUCUUUGUUUGCCAGCAACAUUGGUAGUGGUCAUUUUGUGGGCUUGGCUGGCACCGGGGCGGCUAGCGGCAUCGCUGUGGGAGGAUUUGAAUGGAAUGCUCUCUUCAUCGUGCUGCUGCUAGGCUGGCUGUUUGUACCCGUCUACCUCACAGCUGGGGUGAUCACAAUGCCCCAGUACCUAAAGAAGAGGUUCGGAGGGACCAGAAUCAGCCUCUACCUCUCCAUCAUCUCCCUGUUCCUCUACAUUUUCACCAAGAUCUCAGUGGAUAUGUUUUCAGGAGCCGUGUUUAUCCAGCAGGCGUUAGGGUGGAACAUCUAUGUGGCUGUCAUCGCCCUGCUAUUAAUCACAGCCCUGUACACUGUGACAGGUGGUCUGGCCGCUCUGAUGUUCACAGACACAGUUCAGACCUUUGUCAUCAUCGCUGGAGCCUUCGUCCUAACUGGCUUUUCCUUUGCUGAAGUAGGAGGCUACAACGCUCUGCUGGAAAAAUACAGCUCUGCCUUGCCAACUAACUUCACCUCCCUGGACCCCGAACGCUACAACAUCACCCCCCAAUGCUACACCCCCAGACAGGACGCCUUCAGCCUGCUGAGGGACCCCACCACAGGGGAUCUGCCCUGGCCUGGGGUACUGUUUGGGAUCGCUAUAGUCGGAGGCUGGUACUGGUGCACGGAUCAGGUGAUAGUCCAGCGGUGCCUCGCAGCUCGUAGUCUGACCCACGUGAAGGCCGGCUGCAUCAUGUGUGGCUACCUCAAACUGCUGCCGAUGUUCCUCAUGGUGUUCCCCGGCAUGAUCAGCAGGGUCCUCUACCCAGAUGAGGUUGGCUGUGUGGUCCCUGAAGAGUGUAAGAGGGUGUGUGGGACUGAGGUGGGCUGUUCCAAUAUUGCUUACCCUAAACUGGUGGUGUCAAUCAUGCCGAAUGGUUUGCGAGGUCUGAUGCUGGCUGUGAUGCUGGCAGCUCUCAUGUCCUCUCUGGCCUCCAUCUUUAACAGCAGCAGCACCCUCUUCACCAUGGACAUCUGGACCCGCAUCAGGCCACAGGCCAACGAGCGUGAACUCAUUAUCGUAGGCAGAGUUUGGGUGCUGUGCAUCGUCGCCAUCAGUAUCUGCUGGAUCCCAGUUGUCCAGGCAGCCCAGAGUGGUCAGCUGUUUGAUUACAUCCAGUCAGUGUCCAGCUACCUGGCUCCCCCUAUCGCCUCGGUCUUCCUCCUGGCUGUGUUUGUCAAGCGGGUGAACGAAAAGGGUGCAUUCUGGGGCCUGAUAGGAGGCCUUAUGAUGGGUCUGUGUCGGAUGUUGCCAGAGUUCUGGUUCGGUACUGGCAGCUGUAUUUUCCCCUCUAACUGUCCUUUCUUGGUGUGUGGGAUCCACUAUCUACACUUUGGGAUCAUACUCUUCUUCUGUACGUCAGUGCUGGUACUGCUGGUCAGCCACUGCACCGAGCCCAUAGAGGAUCAACAUCUCCAUCGUCUGGUGUUUAGCUUGCGUCAUUCCAAAGAAGAGAGGAAGGAUUUGGACUGGGAGCAAGAGGAGAAAGCGAGGAACGCCCAGAGAGAGGCUGCUGAGAGGAAGAAAAAGAACAACAGUAAUGAUGCAGAUACCGAGGAGCAAGAAAAAUCUGGUAUCUGCCACCAGAUUGGCCGGUUCUGUGGCGGGGGCAACUCCCAGGCCCCCGAGGAAGAAGAGCCUGAGCAGACGGAGCAGCUUCCCGACAUCAGCGAGGAGCCUUUGUGGAAGUACAUCGUGGAUGCCAAUGCUCUCAUCAUGAUGGCUGUAGCAGUAUUUAUGUGGGGUUACUAUGCUUGACAGUCUUAUCUGGAAGUGGAUUUGUUUCAAUUUGAGUUGUAAAAAGUGAUUAAUCACUUUGUGUAAUAGAUAAAUACACCAGUGCUGUCAUCUGUUGGAAAUGAUCCAUCACUACACUUAAAGUAAUUUCCAUCUUUUCAGUCUCAAAAGGGUUAACUAAGCAUUAGUUCACACUACCAAGUCUCACUUGUUUUCUGUAGAGCACAAUAGGCGGUGCUCAGUCACCACCAUUUGUCCAGUUUUGAAGAGCCUGUCUACUGCAGAGUGUGAGACUGUGCUGUUAUCAGGUUAGAAUGCCAUUACUGUAUACUGUUACACGUUGAUUAAAUCACCAGUCAAUCUUUCCCCUGCUUCCAGCACUCACACAGGUGUG
Molecule: messenger RNA, 2353 nt
Organism: Scomber japonicus (chub mackerel)
Lineage: Eukaryota; Metazoa; Chordata; Actinopteri; Scombriformes; Scombridae
Gene: slc5a2
Product: solute carrier family 5 member 2
Exons: 15
Coding region: 1-1980 (659 amino acids)
Biological process (GO): sodium ion transport; transmembrane transport
Cellular component (GO): plasma membrane
Molecular function (GO): D-glucose:sodium symporter activity
Source: RefSeq, a predicted model, not a curated record